Ceratina calcarata is the source of this 746-nucleotide messenger RNA. RefSeq names its product troponin C type IIIb (gene TpnCIIIb). Gene Ontology annotation, molecular function: calcium ion binding. Gene Ontology annotation, cellular component: myosin II complex. The transcript has 2 exons. The record is from RefSeq and is a predicted model, not a curated record. Lineage: Eukaryota; Metazoa; Arthropoda; Insecta; Hymenoptera; Apidae. The annotation marks the transcript as partial.
AAUCUGGAGAGAUCAGCUUCCAAGACUUCUGUUCCCUGAGCUCGAGAUUUAUGGAGGAGGACACGGACACAGAAGCGAUGCAACAAGAACUACGUGAAGCUUUUCGUUUAUACGACAGGGAGGGAAACGGGUAUAUCACCACCGACGUGUUCAGAGACAUUCUUCAUGAACUGGACGACGCACUGUCCCCUGAAGAGCUGGACAUGAUCAUCGAUGAAGUGGACGCUGAUGGCUCAGGCACUGUAGAUUUCGAGGAAUUCAUGGAGGUCAUGACAGGCUAAAUUAUCAGCUUGGCACGGCGGCCGUCCCUCGCGAAUCACGCAAGACGCACCCCGGUUGGUUCUAAACACACGUGGGGCCAGCGUUUCGAAGCCGGGAGAUGUAUGGCACUGUUGGCAAUGCAUGAAGUUAAAGGUUCGCAGGUGAUGCCUGAGGUAUAGCCGAGAAAGUAUUUCUGACGGCUCGCUUUUGGACUCACAAUCGGCUGAAAUUUAUUUCUAUCCGAUGACCGAGGGUUACUCAGCCAUGGCUUCGGAUUCGAACGUUUUCCGCAACUUCAAUCUUUCCUCUAUAAUAAAUAAAAAAGAGAACGUGGAUGAUUCGACUGAUUUUCUCACUGAUUUUUAUCCACUCAUAGUUUGGUUUUUUAUUUAAUCAAAAAAUGUUAUGGAUUCUAGUUGUCAACUUCAUGCCUGGCUCUGCCAUCAGUGGACUACAGAUUUUUAUGCACAACUGAGAUCAUUUAU